Messenger RNA from Bactrocera neohumeralis, 2051 nucleotides. It is a transcript of the gene Ance-4, whose product is annotated as angiotensin-converting enzyme. The record is from RefSeq and is a predicted model, not a curated record. The coding region runs from base 87 to 1934 and encodes 615 amino acids. Gene Ontology annotation, cellular component: plasma membrane. Gene Ontology annotation, biological process: proteolysis. Gene Ontology annotation, molecular function: peptidyl-dipeptidase activity; metallopeptidase activity. Lineage: Eukaryota; Metazoa; Arthropoda; Insecta; Diptera; Tephritidae. The transcript is spliced from 7 exons.
AGCGUUGAAAUGUGAACACGCAGUACGUUUCCGAGCGCAGUGAUUGACAUUAUUCUUAUUCUGUUUAACUAUCGGAAGCACGCAAAAUGCGUCGGCCUUUAUUUGGCGUUGUGAUAUUUUCAGUCAUCGCUUGGAUCAACGAUGUCAACGCUGCAGCAACUAAGCAAUCGGAUGCGAGUAAAUUCAUUUCCGAUGCCAGUACUCGUUAUUAUAAGCUUUAUAAUAAGAUUGCAGAGGAAACAUAUUCAUCCACAGAUGACGAAGACUUUGAUACAAUAUUUUCGAAACUGACCACUGUCAAAAGAGUAGCUGCAGAACUGGUUACAAUUUCCGAAGAGGCUAGUGAUUAUGAUUUGGAGAAUAUCCAUGAUAUGCAAGUGAAAACGGCCUUGCGGAAUCUUCGAAGAGUUGGCGAGCUAUUUGUCUUGGGAGAAGAUUACUUUUCAUCGGUGCUGAUAAACUUCGCUGCUCUUAAAGAACUUUCAACAGAUAAAGACAUCGAACCUUAUUUGGGUGGCGCGUAUAUGCCAGAUCAAGACGAUAGCUCGCUAGCGUACUAUCCGGAUAUACAGAAAAUAUUUCAGCGCAGCAAUGAUUCUGAUGAACUGAAAUACUAUUGGGAGACUUGGCGCGAGAAAAAUUUGGUUUGGUCUUCAGUUAAUUUCUACACCAUUAUUGAAGCCUUUCAAAAGGCUGCUAAGAUUCUAGACAUACCGGUACUUGAAUUUUGGUUUCGCUGCUACAAUAAUAAAGAUUUUUUGCGGGAAAUGGAACGAGUGAUGGAAGACAUUAAGCCCGCUUAUAAAGAACUUCACGCAUUCAUUAGAAAGGAACUCCAUGAGAAGUAUGGUGGAAGUGUUGUUAACCCUAGAGGUCCUAUUCCAGAUCAUUUGUUCCAACAAGUUCGAGAACAGGCUUGGCAGGCCAAUAGCGUUAUCGAACCAUAUUUUCCCAAGGCAAACCUGCCGCCAUAUGACAGUUUUGUGGCGCAUUAUGAUGCAAAGGACAUGAUAGAUGCAGCAGAAAAUUUCUAUCAAUCUCUCGGGCUCGAUGGAUUAGACAAGGAAUUCUAUGAGAAGCAGUUGAAGGAGCAAGACGAGAGUGCUGAAAAUGGAGAUUGUAGAGCCGAUAUUUUCGAUCUCACACCGCAUGUAUACAUGAAAUAUUGUAAGAAGGUGGAGUUUAGAAAGUUUUUGCAAGCUCAUGGCUAUCUCGGACGGUUGCAUUACGCCAAAGAAAAGCAAAAUCUUCCAUCGUACUUCUUCAAUUCUUAUGAUUUAGAAUAUCCAGUAGGGGAAGCCGUAAUUUUGUCAGCAUCUACACCAAAACAUUUACAAGCCAUUGGACUUUCUAAGAAUUUCGAAUUUUCGGAUCAAAUUUUAAUGAAUCGAUUGUUUAGAAUGGGUAUUCAUACAAUGCUCAACAUACCACUGUACUUCGUCCACACCAAGGUAAUGACUGAUCUGUUGAAUGGUACAGUGGAAAUCGAGAGAAUUAACAAACAUUACUGGGAACUUAUGGUAAAAUACGCUGGGGUGGAACCCCCCUCAGAUCGUCCGGAAAGUGCUAUUGAUUUCCCCUAUAAUUUUUAUUUGGAUAUGGAGGAAAACCAUCAGACCAAAAAGUUCGUAUCUGAAGUUCUUGGCUACCAUUUUUACCGCUCGUUUUGUGAAGCGACUCAUCAUAAGGGAUACCUACAUAACUGCGACUUUUACGGUAAUAUGGAAAUCGGCAAUUCUCUAAAAUCAAUGAUGUCUUUGGGUUCUUCAAAGCCUUGGCAUGACACUCUGGUGAGAGUUUUAGGCACCAAUUCAAGUCUAAGUGGGGACGCUUUGCUUGCUUAUUAUACGCCUAUGUUGGAUUGGUUAAAGGCGAAAAACCGUGAAUCAAAAGUCAAAAUAGGCUGGAAUUCCAGUCAAAAAAAAAUCCUUUAAGUUUGAGGAAGAAAUGGCACUUCUGGUUUACAUAAUGUGCGAACCUUAUUAUAUACAAAUAUAUACUUAUAUUAAUAAAUAUACACACGUACAUAUGUAUGUGCGAUUAUUUUUAAA